Molecule: messenger RNA, 2685 nt
Organism: Parnassius mnemosyne (clouded apollo)
Lineage: Eukaryota; Metazoa; Arthropoda; Insecta; Lepidoptera; Papilionidae
Source: the annotation of a GenBank genome assembly
UUUGUUGAUGAAAAAGAGAAUUCAAUAACACAAACUAUAUAGAAACACUACGCGUUGAUACAAUAAUCAAUUUUAAUUUUUAAUAAAGCUAUAGAAAACAGCAAUGGCUUUUAGUGAAGGUGAAGUUUGUAGAAUUUGUUUAAGCGUUAAUGUACGCAUGGUUGUACUAAAGGAGACUGGUCUCCAAAAUUUGUAUAGGACAUUGACGAACAGUUUUUUGGAUGAGAAUGAGGGGCCCAUAAUUGUCUGUUUCACCUGUCAUGCAAGACUCAUUCGUUGCAGAAGAUUACAACAACAGGCUAUUGAGUCAAAUGCGGUUCUGGAGCAGUUGCUUUCAGGAGGAUCCAUGUCAAUACCAAAACCGCAUAAGGUUAGAGAUGAGAUUAAAUUCACACCAAUUUAUCAUAUAGAUAUCUGGCCUGUAGAGUGUGAUAUAGACAAUGAUUGCAAGGACGAAAUUUUUUGCCUUGAUGCCGUUAAAGUUGAGGAAGAGAUUUUCGAAUAUGAGAAUUCCAAAUUUGAAGAAAAUGAGAAUCAUGAAACAGGUAAGAUAUACCCCUUUUCUUGAUAUUAUUAAAAUAAGGUACAAUUUACCUUAUGGCAAGUGGUUACUGUAGCCCGUAGACACAAAAUAAAGAGGGCUUCAUGUGUAAUGUAAUGAUUUACUGAUUUGCCUUUGUCUAAAUUCAAAGUGCAUGUCAGAAGCACUCUUAUUAAUACAUUAAAAAAAUAUUUUUACCCUGUCAGCUAGUAUGUAUGUCACUAAGAUACAUACUGGUAAGCAACCAAUUAUCUUUGCCAUCUUCUUAGUGUUAGUACUAGGUGGUGUGACUGCAUGUUUGCCUAGGAGUUGAUCUAUUUGUGCCUGCCCGGAUGGACUCCUCCCUCCUCCUCUUACCUAUUUCUGCCGUCAAAUAGCAGUGCGUGCACUGCUGUGUUCCAUUCUGAUGGGUAUAGAGUCAGAAUAAUCACAGGCUGUGGGUCAUUCCAUUUUAGUUGUGGUAGAGCCAUGCUGCAGCUAUAUUAGUAGUAUAGUUAUAGCACGAAUGGGUCAGCUCGACCGGGGAAAGACCACGCUCUCACAGAAUACCAGCGUAAAAUAGCAGCUUAACACUGCUGUGUUUCGUAUGGUGAUUGUAGAGAACCGGAUACCCUUUUUACUGGAAAAGAGGCAUUCCAUCGUAGUCCUCAUGGGUGACAAUGCAUCUGCAUUUUGAUUCUUUAUUGAGGACAGAUGUAGAUGUCUAUGGGUCACAGCGACCAUUUACCAUCGUGUGGACUGUGUGCUCAUUUGUCACCCUUUCCUAUAAAAAUUAAAAUGAAAAGAUGAGCGCAUUGCAUUAUUAAAUCUUCAUCAUUACAGCCUUCACAAGUCCACUGCUGAACAUAGGUCUCACCCACGGAAUGCCACAAAGCACAGGAAUCCAUCGCCUUCCUGCAUUUCUUACUAGGUCAUCAUUCCAUCUAAUGAAGAGCCGCCCUACACUUUGACUACUGGUACGAGGCUGCCACUCGUAAAACUUCCUCAUUCAUUGUCAUUUCUUCGAGCUAUAUGGCCGGAAUUUCAAAUUUCAAAGAAUUAAUUCAGCAUUUCAAACCAUGAUGUUGAAAGUAACUACAACAGAAGUGAGACGACGGGCCCGUGCUUGUGUUAAUAAUCGCAUCAAUUAUUUUGAGCAUCAACAAAUAAAUAAUUAGAAUUUUUAUUAGUCUGCCUAAAAAUUUAAAUUUUCUACCUCAAUCUGGUUUUAGGGGACAAUUGAAAAAUUUGUAACAAAUGCGUGUAAGUUAUACCUCAAAUGAAAGAGUAAUAACCAAGCAUGUUUUCAAAAAGGUUCUAACAAUAAAUUAAAGUACCAUCAGUUUUUUUUUAACGUAGUGUCAAAAAUGUUUUUUAUUUAAAAUGUUAAUUAACUUUCUUCAAAUCGUAGAAAAUUUUCGUGAACUUAGUGUCUGUACAAAAACAUUUCUGAUGACGCAGAUGCUGAGACUAUAUAUUUUCUUACAUUUCUUAUUCAUUACUUAAAUUAAAAAAAAACAGACGUUAAUUAAAUUGGCAAUUAUUAGCAAUUAACUGUAAAAUUUUUAGUUUUCUCACCAAAAACAAAAAGUAUAGUCAGACUUUGUCUAAAAUAACUAUGGCCUAAAUGAUCUUCUUCAAUCAACAAGUCAAUCUUCGAAUCAUUCUGUAUAAUGCUUGUCCCGUGUGCGAUUCGAAGCAUCUAUUAUUAGAUUAAGGUAGGUAAUUGUAACAUGGUGAGAAGAACAUCAUCAUUAUCAUUCGAAUUUAGUUUCUCUACCAUUCUUUCCCUCCAAAAAUGAAUAUGAGAGACAUUAUUAAAAGUAAAAUACUUUAUAUCUAGCAACAUUGUAUAAUUAUGUAAUUUUAUAAUUUAUUUAUUUCUCCCUGCUUGACUGAUAGAGAAUGCGUUUAAUUUGUCUUACAAUAAAAAGUUUUACUUAUAAUAAAUUAAAUGUUCAAUUCGUGUGUAUUUCAGAACCAUACAUCAUACCGACAAAUCAUUUUUCGAAAGCGUCUGAGAGCCAAAUUAAAUCAAAUUCUACUGAUUAUAACAUAAACGAUGUUCGUAAAGGAAACCUCGAUUUAGAAAGCCCUACUAUUAAAUCAAAGCCUAAAGUCAAAAAAGAUAAUCAACCAUUUAAUAAAAAAGGAAAGCAUCCUGC